Molecule: messenger RNA, 1349 nt
Organism: Hyposmocoma kahamanoa
Lineage: Eukaryota; Metazoa; Arthropoda; Insecta; Lepidoptera; Cosmopterigidae
Product: venom carboxylesterase-6-like
Exons: 8
Coding region: 9-1349 (446 amino acids)
Source: RefSeq, a predicted model, not a curated record
CACGCGAAAUGCUUCCGUUUUUAAUUUUUAUUGUUUUUAAUUUUGCUUUUGGGGAUGACUUCAAUCCUACAGUAGAAGUUCCCGGUGGCAGUUUGGAGGGUAUUUGGGAAGAGACUAUAAAAGGCAGGACAUUUGCCAGCUUUGAGCGAGUUCCUUAUGCGGAGCCGCCCGUCGGCGGACUCAGAUUCGAGCCACCUCGACCUGUCAAGCCAUGGAAGGGAGUAUGGGACGCCACAGGACCCGUUGAAAACUGUUUGCAGUACGAUCCUGUUGUACAACAAAUUAUGGGCGCAGAAGAUUGCCUCUUCGUAAAUAUCUACUCCCCCAGCCUCAAAGAAAACGCAAACCUACCAGUCAUGGUGUUCAUCCAUGGAGGAGCGUUCAUGUACGGCAGUGGUUCUGUAUACGAUCCCACUUUCAUCAUGGACUGGGACAUGGUUGUCGUCACUUUUAACUACAGAGUCGGACCGCUCGGUUUCCUAAGCACUGGGGACAAAGCAGCUCCAGGAAACAUUGGCCUGAAGGAUCAAGCCUUCGCGUUGCACUGGAUAAAGAAGAACAUCAAAGUGUUUGGAGGCAACCCUGACAGCAUCACAUUGACGGGCAGCUCCGCCGGUGGCGCUAGUGUUCAUUACCAUUUACUGUCACCUUUGUCCAAAGGAACGUUUCACCGUGCCAUGUCUUUAAGCGGUUCAGCGUUCUUACCUUGGAGCUUCGCCUCAACGCCAGCCAAGUACGCCAAGAAACUGGCCAUGCGGGUUGGUUGCCCUACUGCGAACAGUGAAGAAAUGGUGAAGUGCCUUAGAACAGUUGAUGGCAAUGCGUUAAUUAAUGUCACUACUACCAUGUUUGAGUGGAAAGUACAGCUGUUCACCAAAUUUUUACCGACCGUGGAACCAUCAGACGUGGAAGGCGCGUUCCUAACCAAACAUCCGUACGAGGCGUCAAUCAUCGGAGACUUCUACGAUGUUCCCCUUGUCAUCACCCACACGUCAGAAGAAGGGCUGUACCCAGCAGCAGUAUACCAGAAAGCCCCAUCACUAUUGCCUGCAAUCGAGGAGCAAUGGGACGACAUUGCCCCUGACAUGUUCCACUACAGAGACACGUUGGCCCCGGAAAAGAUGAAAGCACAGAUACAGCGGACGCACCGCCACAAACGGAGCCGUUUGAUGCAGUCCGUCCGAUGCGUGCGCUGCAGAUCUGUGAACGCCUACCUUAAACAUGAAGUGAUAAGGCGAAUCAGUGCAAAUGUAUGCGUGUAUAAAAUACGCCGUAUGCAUACGCUCAAUGUUAUACAAUAUCACAACGACACGACAGUGUCAUCGUUAUCUUUCAACGCCUUGACGUGA